Messenger RNA from Coccomyxa subellipsoidea C-169, 744 nucleotides. RefSeq names its product proteasome subunit alpha type-6. Bases 1 to 744 code for a protein of 247 amino acids. Gene Ontology annotation, cellular component: cytosol; nucleus; proteasome core complex, alpha-subunit complex. The record is from RefSeq and is a predicted model, not a curated record. Gene Ontology annotation, biological process: ubiquitin-dependent protein catabolic process. NCBI's taxonomy places the organism in Eukaryota, Viridiplantae, Chlorophyta, Trebouxiophyceae, Coccomyxaceae. The transcript has 8 exons.
AUGUCUCGAGGCAGUGGAGGUGGCUACGAUAGGCACAUCACCAUCUUCAGUCCUGAAGGUCGUCUGUUCCAAGUUGAAUAUGCGUUCAAAGCAGUCAAGGCAGCAGGCAUCACCAGCAUAGCUGUGCGAGGAAAGGACAGCGUUGCGGUUGUCACGCAGAAGAAGGUCCCUGACAAGCUCAUAGACCCCAGCAGCGUCACGCACAUGUUCAAGAUCACAAAGUUCAUAGGAAUGCUAGCGACUGGACAAAGAGCGGACGCGCGGUCCCUGGUGCAGAAAUCUCGGUCCAUAGCUGCGGAGUUCCGGCACACCUACGGGUACGAGAUCCCCGUGGACUACCUUGCCGCCCGGUUGGCAGACCAGGCGCAGGUCUACACGCAGCACGCGUACAUGCGGCCGCUGGCAGUGGUGCUUAUCCUGGCAGGCAUUGAUGAGGAGGCGGGGCCGCAGCUGUUCAAGGUCGACCCUGCUGGCUACUACGUCGGCUACAAGGCGACGAGCGCGGGCGCGAAGGACCAAGAGGCGGACAACUUCUUGGAGAAGCGCUUCAAGGGCAACCCAGAAUUCAGCUUCGAGGAGACCGCGCAGACUGCCAUCGCCGCGCUGCAGAGCGUGCUCGCAGAGGACUUCAAGGCCUCCGAGAUAGAGGUGGGCGUGGUGCGUGCGUCGGAGGGCGGUGUCUUCCGAGUGCUGGGAGUCGAAGAGGUGGAGGAUCACCUAAGUGCCAUCAGCGAGCGCGACUGA